This is a messenger RNA of Eimeria mitis, 2064 nucleotides long. RefSeq names its product histidyl-tRNA synthetase, putative. Gene Ontology annotation, cellular component: cytoplasm. Bases 1 to 2064 code for a protein of 687 amino acids. Gene Ontology annotation, biological process: histidyl-tRNA aminoacylation. Lineage: Eukaryota; Apicomplexa; Conoidasida; Eucoccidiorida; Eimeriidae. The transcript has a single exon. The record is from RefSeq and is a predicted model, not a curated record. Gene Ontology annotation, molecular function: histidine-tRNA ligase activity.
AUGGAGUACAAAGGUCCCUCAGUGGAGAGAUAUUCGCUUUAUUCCCCUUUCUGCCGUUCCCUGCCCCCUUCUGCUCCAUCCCCGCGAACUGCGACCUCAUCGGAUUCAGGCUUCGCUUCUCCAGCAGUGUCGAUCCCUCCGCACAUUUACCUUCUGCAGGUUGACGGUCCCGAGUCUCUCUGCCUUCGCCCCGAGCUCACGCCCUCUUUAAGUCGUAUGCUUCAGAGAGAACAGCAUCAGCAUCCUUCUGGGAUAGCUCGACGUUGGUAUUCAAUAGAGAGAGUUUGGCGCCACGAGAAACCCGGUUGUGGUCGCCGGCGAGAGCAUUUUCAGUGGAAUCUUGACAUAGCGCUUCCCUCUCUUCCUACCAGGAACACCUUCACGGCUCCUGACACUGCAGACGCAGCGCAGCAGACGCAAGGAAGACAGAAUAACCAGAAGCGGCAAAAUAUGGGGUCGCCAGCCACCGGGUUCUCCUCCUUUGCAGCAGCGGAGCUAAUAGCGGCUGCUGUCCGCUUGUUUCAAAAGCUAGGCCUUUCCUCGAGGGAUGUGCGAAUUCGCGUCGGAAGCCGAAGCCUGCUAAGAGAUCUCUUGUGGACAGAAGAAGAGUUGAGGAGUCCAGAGACGAGUGUUCCGCUUUCUUCUACUGCGAAAGAGGACCGAACACCCGACAACGGGACUCUGCUUUCCGGCACCACGCCGCACUUUUUCUCAACGCACGAUGAAUGCAUCUUCCGACAAAGACUCACAACUGCAAUGCAGAUCCUAGAUCGAGCCUCCAGGCAAAGCCGAGAGGAGACAGAAAUUGCACUGGCGAAUGGACUAGGCAUAACCGUUGAAAAGUCCCACCGCAUUCUUCAGCGACUUAUCUCGUUUGACGUAAACAAUGAAUCUAUGGUACGUGAAUUGGGUAGAAAGCUGCAGCGACUGGGCAAAGGCGAUGGCACGCAACAAGGAGAUGGCAGUAGGCUAGACCAUACGGGAAGCGAGAGGCCUUCAGACGGCACAGGCGUGCUUUCCAGUUGGCUUCCCACGUCAGUGAAGGAUCUGCAGUCCGUACUUCAUCUUCUGAGAGAAGGGUACGGAAUAGGAGACUGGGUGGAUGUGGAUCUUCUGAUUGUGCGGGGCCUGCACUACUAUACGGGCGUCGUAUUUGAAGCUUUUGAUUCUGAGGGUGUGUUCAGAGCUAUAUUAGGGGGGGGAUGCUACGGUGAGCCAGGGGCAUCCGUGGCUGUGAUGGAGACAACAGCCGAAGGGCCUUCGGUUUCCACAGAAAGUCCCGAAGUACCAACGAUGCAUCUAAAGCCACACAAGUCUAGUAACCGACGAAAUAUGAGGUCUGGAGUCAGUGGAGUCGGCUUAGGUAUGGGGGACUGCGUCCUGAUUGAGCUACUGCAACGAAAGGGUCUUCUGCCAAUCCCUGGAUCCACGAUUGAUAUUAUUGUGGCACCUCGUCAAAAUUCUGCAGCUCAAGAUCCUCCUCGAGAAGUUCCGGCUGUCUCUCCCAGCGGCGCAUCAAAUGGCAACCAGAGACUUCCUGUCAUGGACGAGUCGAGAGAUAAGCUGCGCUAUUCAACGCCUUCAGCAACAAGCGUUUCAAAUUGGCACUCUGUCGCGGCAGAGCAGCUCUGCUGCAAGUUGCGAGCCCUUGGUCUUCGAGUGGAGUUACUGCUGCCUCCGCACAGGUCUGAACGAGCCGCCAUCAAGCACGCUAGGUCCGUGGGGGCAAAGGCCGUCAUAUUUGUUGCACCACGUGUGCAGCUUCAAGUGCUCGAGGUAGACGCAAGCAUUCCUGACAGUGCAGCCGAAGUUCCGCCUUCCCUAUUUUCAGGAGCAAAAGAGAUGAGGAACCCCACUGAAUUUAAGGUUCUUCUUAUUCCGGAGGAGAACCAGAACUCGACGCCUCUUUCGAAGCAGCAACAGAAAAGUCAGCCGGGGGAUCUUCAUCCCAUCCGCUGUACAUCCGGCAGUUUGAAACACGCAGGAACCUUGACCACAAUUCCCUCCGUCGUCGAGAUGCUUGAGGCUAAUCUUCGCCUCUCCUCUCAAGACAGGCAGCCCUGA